AGCGGAUGACUUGACAGGAAAGAGGGAAUAGGCUUGUGUUUACAAGAAGUCAGAGCUCAAUGAGUGUACUGUACUCUGUAAUUACAUCUGCAACCUUGUACAUGUGACUAUUUAACUCUAAACGCUAUAGGCUACUCUAACGGACUGUAUUUGGGCAGGUGUGUUACCUGUAAGUGCAACCGUGUAAGGGGCAAGGUUGUAUUCCCUCCCUUUGUUUACUACUUCUUCCGGCACAGCUCACACAGAUAGGUUGAUCAAAUUCUAUGCAAAUGAGAUGUAUCCAGGAGAUGGGAAAUACUGGUGAUUAAAAACUUCCCUCGCCGCAUGUUGUCGCGCUUGUCUGUUCUAAUAUAGGACAUUUGCUAGUCUGCAUUUAAACCUGCUUGCAGUCGGCCAAAUAAGCGCUCUUCCUUCAGUGAUAAUAGUGCGCGGAGUCCACCUAAACAGGAUCACAGGGAGUGAGCAGCUUCCUGGUCAUAAAGAAGUGUGUCUUGCUUCAAUUUCAGUGAUUGCCUACGCACCGCAGUCACCACCAGAGCGGGGUUAUUGACGCAGUGUGGAGUCUCCCAGCAGCAUUGCCAACUCGGCUGCACUACAGACGCAUCCAUGAGCAAAACCGCGAUGGCCGUGGUACAGCUAGAUACCGAAGACCAUCAAUCGGAGAACGGCUUUGUGUCCCUCGAAACAGAGUCGCCGGGAUUGCUCACACGCAUUGACAGUUGUGUCUUGCCUUUUCUUGGGGGAUUUGGGAAGUACCAGAGACAGCUAAUCGUGCUGACAUGGAUUCCGGCGUUAUUUAUUGGAUUCAGCCAGUACUCUGAUGAAUUCCUUCUUGCCCAACCGAACAACACAUGUGUUCCGCCUAUGGCAAACACGACUAAUUUGACUAGAAGUCCUUUAUUUCAUGGUGCAAAUAAUAGUUUUCCGCGAACAGCGGCGUACGUUUAUACCAAUGGCACCCACAAUUAUACGGCUAGGCAUCUGCAACAUUGUAUGUGCAAAGAGUGGACGUUUGAGCUGCAUACCGGACUCAUUCAGAAUGUGGUUACCAAGUGGAGUCUGGUGUGUGACUCGGCAUGGAAGGUCCACAUCGCUAAGUUCUCUCUGCUUGUGGGCUCCAUAUUCGGAUACCUGGUCUUUGGGGUCCUGGCAGACUGGUUUGGUCGCCACCCGGUCCUGAUCAUCUCGGUUCUGUUCAUGCUGGUGUUCGGUUUGACCGUGGCAUUCUCGGUCAACGUUCCCAUGUUCAGCACCUUGCGCUUCUUCGAGGGCUUCUGCCUGGCAGGCAUCAUCCUCUCCCUCUACAUCCUCAGGAUUGAGCUGUGCCUACCAGCCUGGCGUUUCUCCAUGACCAUGGUUGCCAGCUUUGUGGUGCUGGGCGGGCAGCUCCUUAUGCCAGGGAUGGCAUACCUCUGUCGAGACUGGCAGGUUCUGCAGGCCGUCAUCAUCUGCCCGCUGAUCCUCAUGGUCUCUUAUAUCUGGAUCUUCCCCGAGUCUCUGCGGUGGCUGCUGGCCACUCAACAGUAUGGCCGCUCCAAGUGGAUCAUGGGACACAUUGCCAAGAAGAACCAGGUUAACACCGAGCUGGACACUGAUCACAUCCUCACAGAGUUGCAGAAAGCUCUUCAGAAGAAGCCCAAAAAGACAUGUAUUGUGAAGAUGGUGGGGACAAGGAACCUGUGGAAAAACAUUGUGGUCCUCUGCGUGAACUCACUGACGGGCUAUGGGAUCCACCAUUGCUUUGCCCGCAGUAUGAUGGACCACCACGAGACCCACGAGUCCACCAUGUUCCACAACUUCUACGCUGACUACUACACCAUGGCGGGCAUCGCAGUGGCAUCAUGCAUUGCACUGUGCCCGGCAGUGUCCCUGAUGGGGAGGAGGGGUGGCCUGCUCAUGUUCAUGAUAAUCACUGCACUGGCAUCACUGCUGCAGCUAGGCCUGCUCAACUUACUGGGGAAAUACAGUGUACAUCUGAAUAUAGAGCGCUCGGAUACGCUGAAUAAGAACUUCUCCAUCGCCUUCUCCAUCAUCGGCAUGUUCUCCUCCCACGCUGUCAGCAACUUGAGCAUCUUCUUCUGCGCUGAGAUCACUCCCACCGUCAUCAGGGGUGGGGGUCUGGGCCUGGUGCUCGCCAGCGCUGGCUUCGGCAUGCUGACCGCCCCCAUCAUGGAGCUCCACAACCAGAAGGGCUACUUCCUUCACCACAUCAUCUUCGCCUGUUGCACCCUCAUCUGCAUCAUCUGCAUUCUCCUCCUCCCCGAGACGCGCUACCAGCCCCUGCCCGAGACCCUGGCCGACGGGGAGUGUUACACCCGCCAGCCCCUGCUGCCCCCCAGGAAGCCUGGCGAACAGCGCCUCCUCCUGUCCCAGUUGGAGAGCAACAGGGACUACACCCGGGUCCAUGACACGCCGCUGCACGAGGCGGCCGCCACCGCCGUCUCCACAAUGGAGUUCACGGCGUCCUCCGCUGUUGACCGCACAGCACCAUCGGCUAUUGAUAUUUCGGCGCCCUCCGCUAGGACGUUAAGGUCACACCAGCAUGAGUCUGAUGGCAAAUCCACUGAAGACUCCACUGAUAUACCCCUCAUUAAUUCUGUUUCCCCCUCAUCCACUUUCAUUGUUGAUGACGAGACAGCUCCCUCCCCUACUAAAGACGUUACCACUGACCGCCUCACAGAAGAUACCCAUACAUCCAUCUUGGUCAAAACCAUUUCCCCUGUCACUGAAACUCUUCCCAUCUCUUUAUUGGAAUCAACCAUUCCGCCAGUACUUGAUUCAACCCCUACCUCCGCAUUGUACCCUUCCACUCCCCCUGUCAUAGAAUCCACCCCGGGUUCCGUAGUAGAUCCUUCCACUCCCCCUGUCAUAGAAUCCACCCCUAGUUCCGUAGUAGAUCCUUCCACUCCCCCUGUCAUAGAAUCCACCCCGGGUUCCGUAGUAGAUCCUUCCACUCCCCCUGUCAUAGAAUCCACCCCGGGUUCCGUAGUAGAUCCUUCCACUCCCCCUGUCAUAGAAUCCACCCCUAGUUCCGUAGUAGAUCCUUCCACUCCGCCUGUCGUAGAAUCCACCCCUGGUUCCGUAGUAGAUCCUUCCACUCCACCUGUCAUAGAAACCACCCCUAGUUCCGUAGUAGAUCCUUCCAUGCCACCUGUUAUAGAAUCCGCCCCCACUUCAUUGGAUGCUCCAGAAGUAAUUGAAACUCCCCCUACCUCCACAUUGGACUCUCCCCCUGUCAUAGAAACCACCCCUACAUUGAACUCUACCAUUCCCCCUGUCAUAGAAACCACCCCUACAUUGGACUCUACCACUCCCCCUGUACUUGACCUUCUACCCCCCUCUCCAACACCCUCCCCUACUCCUGUCAUCAAUGACAUUUUUCUCCCUCCCCCCAUGGUGGACUGUACGACUCCUAUUGAUUCUGCUGACCACAUAACCACAGACCCGAUCAUAUACUCUCUAGAUGACAAACUCCCCGCUCCUCUUCCCCCUACAUCAGACUGUACCAUUCCCCUUCUCACAGACUCUGUCCAUACUCCAGAGUUGGACUCUUCAUCCCCAUGUGUUAAUAAUGUUAUUGUUUCUCCCGCUUACCCUUUCAUAGCUCAUUCCCCUGUUCAUCCCCCCAUCCGCCCACUACCACCACCACCCAAUGACUCAGGUCAUAUCCCCACAACAGUGGACUCUUCCAUGCCCCCUGUCAUGGACACUGUUCACAGGCCCACUGUGGACUCUACCACUCUCCCCAUCACAGACAUUGUUCAACCCCUUUCAUUGGACUCUACCAUUCCGCUUGUCAUAGACUCUCAGCACCCCAACGUAACAGACUCUGAGACCACAGAGGCGGCCACCGCUUCCACAAUAAUGGACUGCACCAUCUCCUCCCCCAUAGACUUGGGUAUCCUCCCUAUAAUGGACUGCACUAUCUCAGAAAACCGCGUCAUCAACGGGGUGGCGUCAUCAUGAUCCAAGGCUCUACCUCUGGAACAAGGAGGUGUGCCCCUCCCUCGUGGAGGAAGAAGCCCUGGACAUCCAGGUCACAUGUAUGGAGUCAUUAACUGGCUGAUCAGGCCUCAGACAUUUUGGCUGCUCUGUAGGGAGAAUAUAGGUGACAGACAGGAGAGGGAACAGCUUGAUAUGGGGACGAGUGUAUCUCUGUGACACCUUUUACUGGGAACAGCCAGAAAACAGGACAGGAGGACCGUGCUGCGGUGACAGUAAUGAGUGGUUACUCUGCCACAGUGUGGAACUGUAAAUAACUGACAUCAUCAGCGUUUUACAUAGCUGUUGUUGGGGGAAUCUGUAUGUGUCAUUUUAGACUGAGAUACUACCAGCCAAAACUCCCUUUGACUUCUUCUGACACUUUAUCCCAAUGCUUAGUUGGAGAUGCUAUACAUACCACUAAAAACCAUUUGACUGUACAUUUGCCUCAAUUGCAGACUUAGAUGUACGCCCAAUGUGUUUGAUGUACAUUUGCCUUAUGUAGAAAAAAAAAUACUUUAAGAAUACAAUGCAGAAUUUUGAAUGUCAACAGUGCCAGAUAUCUAAACCGAGUUUAGAGUGUCACCCAAUUGUUUUUGUUGUCGCUGAAAUUAGUUCUCAGAAACUGAAUGGAAUCUGUGUAGGGAAAAGAGCAAUUUGCCAAAUAUGAAAAACCAAAAGAAGGGCAAUAAAGUUUUGCCCCAAGUAUUGGAGGUGUUUUAAUGUAUGAUGCAAUGAGUUAAAAAUUACAAGCAAAACAUCUCAAGACUUCAGUCCUUAGUGUUAUACAAGCAUGGGUGUAUGAAAAGGUACUAGAGAAAGAGAAUGUCGUGAACUGAAGAGACAUGUUCAUACGUUUAAAAGGACAAUGGACUGUUUGUUGAGAGAAGGAGAGCUGUACCGGUGACGUGGUACAAGUGAGAGGUCUGUUGGCACUUUAGGACUUUGUUGUGCUUGUUGACGUUGCGGUCCUGUAAGUGAAACAUUUGAGAAUUUACAGACUAUAUCAAUGUUUCAUGGGACAUUUGUUUCCACUCUUAAAAACGUUCAUGAAUUGUACUGUAUGCAAUUGGAUCUUGUUAAUGUGAUACUCUAGGUCAAAUUGCGUAGUUUGUUGUUGUGCUACUGAUGUUGCGCUUGAUCACAAAAACAAAAAAAUAUUGCUAUUAUUUCACGGGGGGGGGGGUGUGUGUCCUUAGUGUAUAAAGAUAGGCGACACUGUUAACAUUAUUUGUGUGAAUGUAAGUGGCACUUUAAUCUUCGCUACGGGGACAGCAUGUAAACAAAAAUGUGAACUUUUCCAUGGAACAAAGAGGUGAUGUUCAAAUGUUACCUAAAAAAACACGAGCUAUCUCUCUGAAAUGGACACAUGAAUGACAAAAGGAUUUUGUCUUCAUUACAAAUGCAUCUGUCAUUGCCACCAUCUUGUGUGUGUUUUCUUCAUGUAAUUAGCAUAUUUGGUGCCGUAAAAAUAUUUGUAGUAUAUUUCCCAAAUAAUAUACCAGAAAAUAUUUAAACUUCACCAAAGUAUGCAAAAUUGAUAUAUUUGUGAUAUUGACUCAAAUUCUGUUGCGUUUUGAAAUGUAGGCUUAUCCCUCUUUGUUUUUGUUCGUUUUUUACUUCAAAACUUAACUACCAUUUACUUGAAUUACUUUCAUUGUAAUCAAUACAGACAUGAUAGCGAAAUGUUGUCGUCAUUAUUGGAAAAAACUACAACAAAUGUCUCUGAUUAUUUUAAUUAAAACAAAAAUAUAUGAAGAGCUUUCUUUUUCUUUGAAAAACCCAAAUGUCUAGUGUCAACGUCAUGUUUUACCAACGUCUGUGACUGAUUGACUGACUAUUGACAAUAGUACAUACCGGGCAAACAAAAUGGUGGCUGUCAGUUCACUGGUCAGGCAAUUGAAUCAGAUUGUGAUGAGAUCUGUGUUGUUGUUAGACCACUGUUUACAAAUACAACAUCACUUGUUGUGAUGUAGAGCUUUUUUUUUCUUCUUUUUUUUUUAAUCUUUGACAUCUUUUCCCUUUCAAAUGCCAUGGAGUCCAGUCUUUUACAGUGUGUUUAAUAUAUAUUUAAACAGGAAAAUACAAUGGCUUUGGAGGUGACCAAAGUAUUAUGUAUCAUGCAAUAGCAGCCACUGAUCACUCUACUGUACACUAAUCAUACAGUAGUCAUCACAACACACACCGUCAUGUAGUUCUAUGGAUAUAAAAAUAACUAUGUAAAUACUAAAAGUGUAACAACCUACUUUCUGUUUAUUCUCUGGUUAUUUCCUGGUAAAUAAGCACACUGUUAAAGAAGAUAUACUUGUUGCUGUGGUCUUCAUUCCUAAUACUACAUACACCUUGUCCAGAAAAUUCAAGCACGGUGGAGAAAGGAUAUGUGAAUCAAGUAAAACUUCAUUACACCCCUGUAUGAGUCUCUUAGCUUCUUUUAAUAUCUAAUAGACUUCACGCCUCAAACCAUAAUGUCUCCUGUACUCCUGUCAAGUCAGAUUAGUACAUUUGGUUAGCUGUGAUGUGAGGAUGGUGUUACUAACGCACGAUAGUCUAUUGACACUGGAACAACAUAAGAGGUCAAUCGUACAAAUGUUGGAGUAUAUUGUCUGCAGCUGUAGCAAUACUUCUCACCCCACAUUUCUUGAACUGCAACCGCUCUUAUCUUAAAAUGUCACAAUGCAACACAUUACAACCUUACAUUACAGUCUCAGAUUUCAUAUGUAAUAGCAACGUCCGCACCAGCAAUGGUGUAUGGUUAGUCAGAAGUAUAAUGAUUCAUUCUAUUUCUAUGGGUAGAGUGGGGUGAUAGCUUGGAAAGUGACUAUACUAAAACAGUACAAGUAGAUGGACAAUAUAAUACAUUGAGUAUACAGUUGUAAAGAAAAGGCAUUUAGAGAUGGAAAAGCAGACUGAUGUUAUGUAAACUGACUAUGAUUCGCUGUGCAUUGAUAGGUUUUGCUAUUAUACAGUGGUCUGGAAAUGGUUCUCAACUGAUCAAAUGACUCCCAUCAUCCUAAAUUGUCCCCACUGCAGCCAAACUAUGUUGCGGAAAUGAGAAAUAAUCCUGAUAUAACAGUUUCUGUUUUUGCAUGAUUUGAAUGAAUGAAUGAAUGUAAAAACAUGGAUUUGACCAGUUUUUAAUUUUCCCUUUUUUGUUUUAACUUGAAUAAUGCAUUUGUAUAUAAGCCAUAUGUGUCGUAAUAAACUUCACUAUUUAUUGAUCAAUGAUG
Messenger RNA from Salvelinus namaycush (lake trout), 7208 nucleotides. RefSeq names its product solute carrier family 22 member 23-like. The transcript has 10 exons. Gene Ontology annotation, cellular component: membrane. Lineage: Eukaryota; Metazoa; Chordata; Actinopteri; Salmoniformes; Salmonidae. Gene Ontology annotation, molecular function: transmembrane transporter activity. Bases 607 to 3966 code for a protein of 1119 amino acids. Gene Ontology annotation, biological process: transmembrane transport. The record is from RefSeq and is a predicted model, not a curated record.